This is a messenger RNA of Phyllopteryx taeniolatus (common seadragon), 860 nucleotides long. It is a transcript of the gene cga, whose product is annotated as glycoprotein hormones, alpha polypeptide. The record is from RefSeq and is a predicted model, not a curated record. Gene Ontology annotation, cellular component: extracellular region; follicle-stimulating hormone complex. The coding region runs from base 58 to 417 and encodes 119 amino acids. Lineage: Eukaryota; Metazoa; Chordata; Actinopteri; Syngnathiformes; Syngnathidae. Gene Ontology annotation, molecular function: follicle-stimulating hormone activity. The transcript is spliced from 4 exons. Gene Ontology annotation, biological process: positive regulation of steroid biosynthetic process; thyroid hormone generation.
CAGGUCAUCGUCGGAGUCAUCCUGAACAGAGACACUUCAAAGGCACCCACUGCAAACAUGUUGGGAUACGUGAAAUCAGUUGGACCACUUCUUCUCCUGUUGACGUCUCUUCUCUACAUGGCCAGUUCUUAUUCUGACUUCGACUUUUCACACAUUGGAUGUAAGGAGUGCAACCUGAAAAAGAACAAUUUUUUCUCACGGGACCGGCAGCCGGUCUAUCAGUGUAAGGGCUGCUGCUUCUCUAGGGCUUACCCGACACCUCUCAGAGAAAAGAAGGACAUGAUGAACCCAAAGAACAUUACCUCAGAGGCAGCAUGCUGCAUUGCAAACAGCAGCCACUGGGUAACAGUGGAUAACCUUCCGGUGAGAAACCACACAGAGUGCUACUGUGGGACCUGCAUAUAUCACAAGAUCUAACCGAUGGGAAUAUGGAGAUGAGUGAGCCAGUGUUGCUCUACAACAGUGUGUCUUGUCUUCAAUGUGCACAAGCUUUACUCUAUUUAGGAAGGCAUGCUCUUUGCAACGUACCAAGUACCCAAAAUGUGAACCCACAAUUUGUAUUUUCACUGGUGUGUACGUAAUAUUGAUGAAUAUUGUGUUGUGUGUUUGUUGUAAUGAUUCUGUAUGGCAGAUAAAUGUCAAAAAAUAAAUACAAAAAUGUGUAAAAUAAAAACAGAAAGCUUUUUUUGGUUCAAAAUGUGCAGGCUAAAUGUACUGUAACACUACACUAAUGCGUAGCUUAUUCAUAUAUGUUUUACUUUAUCAAAAAGUAAUAAUAAUUAACGCCUGAUACUGAAAUAAACUCCUCUGACCAAUAUGUAAGGAAAUAAGAACCCCUCAAUAAACAAAAUAUCCAUCCA